This is a messenger RNA of Paramecium pentaurelia, 1730 nucleotides long. Lineage: Eukaryota; Ciliophora; Oligohymenophorea; Peniculida; Parameciidae. The record is from the annotation of a GenBank genome assembly.
AUGUAAAUCUCUAAUCGUUCAAUAGAAGAUUACAAAAAUCAUAACUACACUAACAAAUUACUAUUAAAAGCUUCAAAUAUUCAUAUGAAAUAGAAUGAAACAAUUUCACCAAUAAGAAAAAAAAGUAUGAUGGAUUCCAAUAUACCAUCGAUUUAUAACGAAACAGAUAGAAUGACUGAUAGAAUUAGAUUAUAAAUGAAAGAGAAGAAUAAAUCUUGUUGUAAUAUGCCUGAUGAAGAUAUUUCAGAUUCACCUUUUUAGAAAUACUCUUAAUUUGUUAUUAUGAACCAGAAUGUUAAAUAACUUAUGAUUGGUAUUGAAAAGAAGUUAAAGAACUUUAAGUUUGCAAAAGAGAAUGAUCACAAUUCAUGUGCAUCAAUCAUUGCUAAAAUGAAAUGUUUUUGUUUAGACAACUGUUGUUUCGAUUUUUAUCGUUGUACAGAUCUUAUACUCUUAAAAUAUCUGAUUUAUUUACUAAUUUAAGAAUUAAACUCUAAUAAGAUAAGUGAUAGUACAAGUUAUUUAUCUGAUUAACCACCUCCUUAAAUAAAGAAUUUAAUUAAAGAUGCAAUUGCAAUAAUGCAUGAGACUGUUGAAGAGUUAAAAAAUAAAUAAUUGAUUGAUAAAAAUAAUAAUAAAUCUAUUGAUUAAUUGAAUAAAUAGAUUAAAAAGAUGUAGUAAGUAAUGGGAGGAUCAAAUUAAAGUUAUGAUGUAUUUACAACUCCUUAAUCUAAUAUAAAAAAGAUAGAUCUAUUUUUAAAACAAUAGAGUGCUACAUAGAAGAGAGAAAUUAAUUAAACUUCACCUUCUUUAAAUUCUGAAAAGAUUAUUUAAUUUUAGAUUGAUGAAUUAUCAAUGAAAAAUGAUUAGAUUUAAAAACUUAAUGGGAAAAUCAAGGAUUAGGAAUAAUAAAUAAAGAUACUUACAUAAUAAAUAGCUGAAAUUAAUUUGAGUUUACAAAUCUCAUAAAAAUCACUUUAAAAUAAAGAAUCAGAGGUAUCCAUUUUAUAUGAAAUAUAUUUUCAUAGAUGAAAGAUCUAAUAAAGAAAACAGACAAAUUAUUGGAAACUACCAGUCAAGCUAUUAAAGAUAAGGAGGCAUAUCAAAAUACAUAUAAAUCAAUUAAAUAGGAUCAUGAUCAAUUAAAAAAUUUAUUUGAUGAUUUGUAUGAAAUAAAUUUAUAUAUAUUAUUUUAGGUAAAAAAGUAACUAAAGUAUAAUACAAGAAUAUCAUGUUUUAAGAUAAUCAUAAAAUGAUUCUUAAGAUUCAGAUAUGUAAAAAUAUAAAUAAGAUGAUGAAAGAUUUAAAUAAGAUCGUGAAUUAUUGGAUAAAAAUAAUAUAAUUGUAUAAAAAUAUUCAUAUUUAUAUUAUAGAAAUAAUUAAAAGAAGAUGGAUUAUUAUUAGGUUCAUAAUUGAAAGAUAUUUCUAAUAAAAUUAUGUAAAUUUCACCAGAUUUGUUACCAAAAUCAUUGUAAUAAUUAUAAAGAGAUUUAUAUUUACAAGAAAGUAAAAUAAAUUAAAAAUUAAAUAAUAUUUAAUAUGUUUAGAUAGAAUAAAAUAAUAAAUAAAAUAAUACAUAAAAAGUUUAAUAGAAAUAAAUGAUGAAUUCAAAUUAAUAUUAAAAUUAGAAUUAAUAAUUUGAGCAUCAGCUAAAAUCUAUAAAAAAUCAUUCAGAUAUUAUGACAAUGAUUUUAAUUUAAUGUGAAGUGAUUGAAAAAUUUAUUAAUUGA